This is a messenger RNA of Spathaspora passalidarum NRRL Y-27907, 2163 nucleotides long. RefSeq names its product Mbf1p (gene MBF1). Bases 17 to 469 code for a protein of 150 amino acids. NCBI's taxonomy places the organism in Eukaryota, Fungi, Ascomycota, Pichiomycetes, Serinales, Debaryomycetaceae. The transcript has a single exon. Gene Ontology annotation, cellular component: nucleus. Gene Ontology annotation, molecular function: DNA binding. The record is from RefSeq and is a predicted model, not a curated record.
ACAUACACAAGCAAAAAUGUCUGACUGGGAUAAUGUUACUAUAAUUGGUCAAAAAGCCAGAGUUGGUGGUGGUGGUCCAAGAGAAACCGUUGCCAGAACUCAAGGUCAACUUAAUGCUGCCAGAAGAGCCGGUGCCGUUGUUGGUAUUGAAAAGAAAUAUGGUACCGCCAACACCAAAUCAAACCCAGAAGGUCAAAGAUUAACUAAGUUGGAUGCAACUGAUGAUGUCGUUACUGUCAAGAAGUUAGAUGCUAGUGUCGGUAAGGCCAUCCAACAAGCCAGACAAGAAAAGAAGUUAACCCAAAAGGACUUAGCUACUAAAGUUAACGAAAAACCAAACGUUAUCAACGAUUAUGAAGCUGGUAGAGCUGUUCCAAACCAACAAUUAUUAGGAAAGUUGGAAAGAGCUUUAGGUGUUAAAUUGAGAGGUAAGAAUAUUGGUGAACCAUUAUUUGCUAAAAAGAAGUAAACUUUCUUCAUAGCACACAACUAUUCGCAAGGCACUGCUGGUUUGGGUUUUUGAUAGGUAUUCAUAAACAAGGCAUAUAUAUCCUUGAACUUGUUAAUAUACAUAUAUUGACACACUAGUAAUACAGAAAACAAACGGGGAAAUUUAGUACCCGUUAAAAAAAAACAAAAUAGCAUAAUACAAAUAGAAGUGAAAUAAAACGUUUGUAAAAACUCAAACCUUUCUAGUCCUUGUUUCGCGUUUGUAUAAUCCCCAAACAAGUUAAUAAAUCUUUGGUUUUGAGUGAUGCUAUAGGAUAUGGCCAAUGCACACUUGACUUAUCUUCUCGUGCUCUUAAAGCUCGAUAAUUUUCAAUGCUAUUUCUACGAUAAAAAUCGUCCUUAUAACUUUGUACUGGGUUAAUAGCAUGUUCCUCUUGAAUCAAUUGUGCCUUCUUGGCAUCAAUAUGUAGUAACCUCACUGUAUGAUUAAGAAUCUCUAGAUAAUACUGCAAGUCUUUAUUGACUAGUUGUGCAUCUUGAGAAUAACUUUCAGUGAGUUUAUCAACGAUAGAUGUAUCUAUCUCUAGAUUAGUGUUUGAGGAAUAAUCGUCAAUUUGCUUCUUUUUAAUGUCUCGUGGCACGUCUGUUGGAGUCUUUCGAAUGGCGUCAACAUCCAGGUUAUAUUCCUGUUCCCAUUGACGUAUUCCCUUUUUAAGUUUAUUCACUUUCUCCAGAAAUAUUUUAUUAUUGGCAAAGUUCUUCUGAUUUUGAAGAUUUUCCAUCAUAACCUUGGGCCCACCAUACACUUGACUGGGGUCAUUCUCUCGAUUGUACCAACUAGUUGGUAUUCUCUUGUCCAUUAGACUUUUAGUAAUUUCCUCUUCUAUCACUUUAGCAAUAUUAAGAUUGGUUUGAUUAUUUGUAUUAGAUUCUUUCUUGUUAUUGUCCUGUGCUAAACGUCGUUUCAGACACCACACUAAUAAUUGUCUCAUUCUGUCUGGGUCAGGUAAGGAAGCAUUUAUAUGUUUAUAAUAAUUCUUCAAUGGAACAUCUUCAUGCAAGUCAGUUAUAAAUCCAUUUCCGAUAGACAGUGCUCGUUUACCUCGAUUGUUAUAUGAUUGUCUUCGUUUGUUUAUACUUUUUCUUGGUGCUUCAUCUGGUAACCCCACCAUAUGUUGUGAUACACCAUCCAAAAAGUUAUUUGUUUUUGUUGUCGGCUUAUCUACUGUGAACUUAAAUUCAACAGUUUCAUCAUCAUCCUCAUCAUCCUCAUCGUUUCCAAGUAAGUUUAUUUCCUGUUGCAAUUGUUGAAUGGGCGUACUCCAUUGUUUCUUCCGCUUCUUCCUCCCAUUAUGCUCUAUGGGCUGAGAUUGUGAUGUUCUCUUUGUUGUGAUUUCCGAAUAAGACGCCGUUGUAGAAUCUUGUGAGUUGAAAAGAGCGCUGUAUUUGGAUGGUCUGGUAUAGAGGGGGAAUUCCUUUGUGGUUGACUGUUGUUGGGGAAGUGAUGAUGGAGGAGAUAAAUUUGGUAUGGGUUCGCCCGAAAUUACUCGUUUGGAUGAAACUGGUAAUUGCUGCUGUUUCCUUGUUGGUUUCUUCUUCUUCGCAGGCAUAAUUAAGGAAUAUGCAGCUUUAUGGUGUCACGUUUUUGCGGUUUACGUUUCAAGGUGCUAAAUAUGUGGAAUUUACGUUUGUUUUUGUAAAUUGUGAUUUUUG